Messenger RNA from Penicillium riverlandense, 273 nucleotides. RefSeq lists its product as uncharacterized. The coding region runs from base 1 to 273 and encodes 90 amino acids. Lineage: Eukaryota; Fungi; Ascomycota; Eurotiomycetes; Eurotiales; Aspergillaceae. The transcript is spliced from 2 exons. The record is from RefSeq and is a predicted model, not a curated record.
AUGAUCAUAACUAACUCCAAAACUGAUACAUGCGACCAUAGGGUGUGGAGAACAGGACUUCCCGUCCGCUCAGCCGUACUUAAGCCGCCUAUUGUGCAAGGCCAAUUCUCAAAGCGCCCUCGAUACCGCUGCCGUCCUAAAACAGCGGAUGCAAUGGGUCCUAGGGCCAUCCUUCACGGUGUUGCCGACGGUGCCUUUAAAGGCUAUGAUAUCGUAGAGCAAGUUCUUGCCACGAAACCUCCUAAAGGCAGAGAGUUAUUAAUAUUUAACUAG